CAUUUCCACAGCGACACUUACUUACUUUAAAUGACCGUAUUGAGCGACAUUAAGAACAAUUUGAGAUUAAGUUCAAGUUUAGCAUUUCGAACGUAACAAACGCGAUGCAUUUAAGCUUUUCGUUAUUCAUCUGCUACAAUUUGCCGUUACUACUGCAAGCUUGCCCCAUCUACUUGACGAUUUCCCUCGAUGCCAAAACGUUGCAAGAUGCUAAUAUCGAAGUAAAUUGGGGUCCCGAAUGUCAUGAUCACCCCGAAUGGAUAGGUAUUUUCAGCGAAGAUCCCUCGACCACAUACGUACAACCCGAGGCACGUAUAACCGAUAUAACAAACUCGUCCGGUAAGGUUUUGAGUGAUGUGAAAAUCGGUAAAUUACGCUUUCCGUCCGGUUGGAAUAGUAAUGAUGUGAAUGCGGUGCCCAGCGAAUAUCCGAAGGGUAAGUGUCUGCCUUAUUAUGUAGCCAGUUUUAAUGGUAGCGAACUGUUGACGGUGGAAUGCUUAAAAAUACAACCGAAUUGGAUGUCCAAGUUGGAACAUAUAGCACAAAUGCCUUUGAAAGAUAUCUUCAUACCGGGUACUCACGCUUCGGCAGCCUAUGUCGCUAAUUUGACCAAAACUAAAUCGGUGUUGGUUAAAGACUAUGUGGUAGCUCAGCACUUUGAUGUUUGGUCCCAAUUGGUCUUUGGCAUACGAUAUUUAGACUUUAGCAUUGGCUUUGAUAAAAUUUCAGAUGUCUACGAUUCAAAUAAUGCUGAUAACUUCUGCAUUGUCAAUGAGAACAAGCUUGUUCGCCCAUUGAAGAGUGUUUUGAAAGAUGUUAAGCGUUUUGUGCAACUCUCCCACGAAGUCGUUAUAUUGGACUUCAGUUCGUUUCCGAUUGGAUUUUACAAACAUCCCGAGCGUCAUAGCAGUCUCCUCCAUCUUUUGCACGAAGAAGUGGGCGAUAUUGUCUACACCCGAAACACGAGUACACAUGAGGAAGCUAAGCCAUGUUAUGAGCUCACUAUCGACGAAAUAAAGAACAAUAAUAAAUUUCUAAUCAUUUUAUAUCCAGUGCAAGAAUUACCAUAUCCGGAAAGUGAAUCGAAAAUAUUGUGCCCCAAUUGGAAACGUUUCUCCACCGCUUUUAUGAAUACAUCCGAGGCAUUGGACAACAUGCGUUUGUUGUUUAGCAAAAAGCAUAAUUCACCGGUACAAAAUGAAGGUUGGAUAUUUCAGGCCAUACGGAGCAUGGAACAGUCUUUGAAUAAUAAUAAAUUAGAGACAGCCAAGGAACGUGCCGCGAUUUUGAACCCCAAAGUUACGAGUUGGCUCAAAGGUCCUUGGAGCUUAACCGCUAAUGUUGUCGCACUUGAUUAUUUCAGUAAUACAAAUAUUAUCGAUGUGGCCAUUUAUGCGAAUAUGCAUAAAGCCUUCAAUAUGGCUAAUAAGAAUUUUGUUAACUUUGAGAUUCUUAGUAAUUAAAGUAAAAUAUCAAUUCGUAAAACAGAGUUGUCAACCGAAACCACAUAGCAUGCAAAAUUAUUAAGUCUAGUCGGGCUUUGAGCAAUCAAAUAUAUCGAAUUUAGGUUAUAAUCUAUAAUGUAUUAACAUAGUUAUAAACUCAUUAAGAAUAAAGCAUAUUAAAAGUUCA
Messenger RNA from Bactrocera oleae (olive fruit fly), 1632 nucleotides. RefSeq lists its product as uncharacterized. The record is from RefSeq and is a predicted model, not a curated record. Gene Ontology annotation, biological process: lipid metabolic process. NCBI's taxonomy places the organism in Eukaryota, Metazoa, Arthropoda, Insecta, Diptera, Tephritidae. Gene Ontology annotation, molecular function: phosphoric diester hydrolase activity.